AUGGCAACCAAGUAUGCCUUCACCAAAGGCCUCCGAGAGGUGCGCUUUCAUCUCUGCAGCUCCGGUCAAGCCAGUGAAGCAGCAAGAUCGUUCCUCAAGCGAGCUUACCCCACAAUGAAACAUCACAAUCCCAACACUCCCAUAUUAAUACGCGAAGCAACGGGUGUAGAACCCAAGAUCUGGGCGAGAUAUGGAUUUGGAAGGGAGAAAUCAGAGUCUCUAGCAGGACUAUCGGACAAAGAAAUCGAGGAUAAGGUGACUACCCUCGUCAAGAGCGAAUAA
Messenger RNA from Exophiala bonariae, 282 nucleotides. RefSeq lists its product as uncharacterized. The transcript is spliced from 4 exons. NCBI's taxonomy places the organism in Eukaryota, Fungi, Ascomycota, Eurotiomycetes, Chaetothyriales, Herpotrichiellaceae. The record is from RefSeq and is a predicted model, not a curated record. Bases 1 to 282 code for a protein of 93 amino acids.